GUUGAAAUGGAAUUAAACCGGACAAUGAACCCGACAAAUGAUGUUACAUCGCAUGUUCUGUCCUUUAAAUGCUUAUUUUGUGAAGCAUUCAUCUUUACUCUGCAAAGCUUUAUAAUUCAUCUGAAAAGUUCUCAUCCAAAUGAAGAUGUCUCGGAGAUGCUCAGUGAUCAUUUUCGUUCCUGUAUUGUAUCGGUGGAAAAGGAGAAAGUUGUUGUUGUUUCUUAUGCAUUCCCACGUCAGGAUGUUGAUUUUUACGUGAGCGUCGAUGAUGCUUCGCCUGAUUCGUCGUCAAAUUCAGUGCGUGUUGUUAAAUCGAAGCCUCAUUUGGAUUUUACAGUUGAGGUGGAAAAGGAGCCAGAUGACGAAGAAUCAAGUGUUAGGCAGCUUGUAGAACCGAGUGAUGUUUGUAUACAAAGAAAUUACAAUAAAGUUCAGGUGGCUACAAAAAGUUUAAGUCCGGAAAUCAGAAGCAACGAAUCCUCGUCUGACUGCAGUACAAACGCAUCAGAUGGAGAUGCGCAACAGCAGCAGCACGUGAAUGACCAUGGUGACUCAACAGCUAGCGCAGGGGCUGUUAUGCGUAGUCCAGAUCGACAGCAACCUACCAAAGGUUCAAUCCCGGUUUCAUCGGUUGGCUCAACAGGUUGCACACGGAGUACGACACCAGUGUUAUCUGCAGAGAUCAGUCGUCGACGACAGAUGUCCAGUUAUGAGAAGAUGAUGGCAUUAACAUGUCAAAGAUGUGGACAGAGCUUCAAAAAUCGCUGUAUGCUUACACGUCAUGCAAUAGAACAUAAGCGAGCUGGCAAUCCGUAUAGAUGUACCGUCAACGGUUGCUUGGAUUCGUAUGGCGAAAAACGAAAGUAA
This is a messenger RNA of Gongylonema pulchrum, 867 nucleotides long. Lineage: Eukaryota; Metazoa; Nematoda; Chromadorea; Rhabditida; Gongylonematidae. The record is from the annotation of a GenBank genome assembly.